GUUCACUGAAGUUGACAGACAGACGUGUAAUUGUUGACAUUACAGACACGUACUUCACAUCUGUAACCUCAAAAAGUAAAACGUCAAAAAUAAAAAUACUUUUACAAAUAUGAUUAAAUUGAGACAAAAAAAUCGACAAGAAGAAUCAUACAAAUUAUUAAAACACAAAGACAGUGAUAGUGAUGGAGAAGAAACGGAAUUGUUUAUUAGAAAUAAGCCACAGAGGAUAGAAUUUCCAACAGUAGAAAAAGUUAUUGAAGAGGGAGAUACUUUACAGUCACUAGCCAUCAAAUAUCAUUGUCCGAUUGCGGAGCUAAAAAGAAUAAACAACAUACACAAAGAAAAUGAGAUCUUCGCCAAGAGAGUAAUCAAAGUGCCUCAUAGACCCUUCACGUCAGCCUUAGCAAGCGUUCACAUAAGUGGAAACAAUUCUCCAGAUCUUCCAGCUGUACCACCCGUAGGGAUGCUGAUAGAUAUAGAUUCAGUGAAUUUUAAAUUGACUGAAAGUAUAUCGUCAGAAUCUAAAAAUGAAGUCAACGAAAUUAUUUUUAAUAGCCAAAUUGCCCAAAAACCAAAUGACAGGUUAAGUCCGGAUAUAGAAAACGCAUGCGACGAGGAAGUUAGUUUGUUACCACAAAAUACUGUGAUAGAAACAGAUUCGAUUGUGUCUAGAUUAAGUUGCAGUGGAGCCGACGCUGAUAUAUCAUGGAAAGUUCUAAUGGGUUGUACGGUUAUUCUAAUUCUAGCUUUACCUUUAAUCUACGUAUUUUAUAUUGCCGAACACCCCGAGAGUUACCAUCAUCAACACGGUUCAUGAUAUCAGUAGUAUUAUAUCGCUAGACAUUUUAAGAAAUUAAAAAUACUGUAGGCAGGUCCAAAGAAGGAAUCGCCAAACAAGUUGUAGUCUCGUUUACACGAUUUUCAGAAGAAAAAAAGCUUCCUUUAAAAAGUUUUAAGAUACUUGACUUGGGCGUUUUAAAAAAUGAAAUGAAGUGUUUGAUGUUAUGUUCAACAUAAACUAACGAAGUUUUGUUUCUAGAAUAUUUUUCAGAAAUAUUUGCUUAUUAUUAGUUUAAUGUUAUCGUCUAUGAAUAGUGUGACCAACUCCUAUUUAGUCAAAUUCGGGACACGGCUGAAAAAAAUACCUGAAAUCCGGGACUUUUCAAUGAAAAUCGGGCCAUUUUUUUUAAUAUAGAACUUUCAUAAUAUCAUCAUUUUAUUUAUUAAACAUUUUUAUGUUGACAGUGAUAUUUUUAAUUGGGUUGUAAUGAUAAUGACGAUAAUUAAAAUACAGAAACAAAAAAAAGUUCACAGUUUGAGUUUUUGUAGAACUAUAAUACCAAAUACCACGAUAUGCAGCGUUUUGUAUGUGGUAUUAAUAUUCUUCUUCUUCUUCAGCCUUCAGAAAUCCAACUUUGGACAUAGGCCUCCCCCAAUUCAAUCCAGUGUUGUCUUUUUUGCGCCACGUGUUUCCAGUUAUGUCCUCCAAAGUUCUUUACGUCAUCAGCCCAUCUCAUUUGUAGCCUUCCUUUGCUUCUUCUUCCUAACCACGGUCUCCAUUGUUGUAUUUCAUGAUUCCAUCUUUUAUACUUCAGUCGGGCAUUGUGACCUGCGAAGAUCUAUUUUAAUUUGUCUUUUACUUUGGUUUUGUUUCUAAUCCAUUUAUUUGUUUUUUUAUAUAUAAGCCUCACCCCGAGUAUUGAUCUUAAUAUUACACUCUCGAAAUUGUCGACUUUUUUUCGUCAUACCAAUUCAGUUUGAUAUGAAUUCUUAGAAGAAUAUUCAAAAUUUCAAAAUAGAAUUUUACCAAAACAUUGAAAAUUCGGAUGGCCCGGAAGCUUGGUCCGGGACGCCGGGACACGACUUCGUAAUUCGGGCCAUGUCCUGGAUUUUUCGGGCUAGUUGGUCACACUAUCUAUGAAUAACUGAGAGCUGUUAUAUACCUCGCAAACUAAUUAUUUUAUUUUAACUCAAAAAAUAGUUGAUUUAUUUAUCCAAAGCAUAGACUUAUAUAUUAAUAUAAGCUGAGUGCACCAUUCGUGCUUCCUGACAAGAUCUCUUAGAAUGGUUUGGUGUUAUCUCUUUCUAGCACAUUGUAUUGAGAAACUAACAUAUACUUCAUACUUCUUCCCACUUAAAAAUGACGUGAAUGAUACUGUCGCAGCUUUACGUGGCUUUACUAUGUGUAAGAGUGAAGCAGCACUGAUCAAAAAUAAAAGAUGGAGUCGUCACUUCGCUGAUAAAUGGGCACUAGAUACUUCGUACUAGAUACAUGGGUAGGUACCGAAUUGCUAUGCUUAUGGACUAAUCCAGUCUGUUCUCAGAUGUGACUUUCGUCCCUAUCAUGUUAUUGUCAAGAAACUGUUCAAAAUAAUUGUUUUUCGAUACAAAAAUACAUUAAUUUAUAGCAAUA
Diabrotica virgifera virgifera (western corn rootworm) is the source of this 2413-nucleotide messenger RNA. Its product is annotated as lysM and putative peptidoglycan-binding domain-containing protein 3. Lineage: Eukaryota; Metazoa; Arthropoda; Insecta; Coleoptera; Chrysomelidae. The record is from RefSeq and is a predicted model, not a curated record. The transcript has 4 exons. Bases 110 to 817 code for a protein of 235 amino acids.